CUGCAACGUGAUGAUUUUGUUGCUAUUAUCAAUUAUCAUUAUGUUAUCACCAAACAGACCAAAUUGUAGGAUAAUUUUAAAAUUUUUCACCUUUGAAUAAUAAUUUGAGAACUUAUCUAUAUUAAUUAGGUUGGUGCAAAAUUAUCCUGAAGUUACGUUUUUGUCUUAUGUUAUUGCUGUUUCGGAAAGAUGGAUGAAUUAUUUGAAACACUGUCAUCUUUUUCUGAAGAUGAAGAGGAUAGUGAAUAUGAAGAUGAUCUUGAGGAUUUCGCACUGCUGCUUCUGAUACGCAGUAGAAUGAGAAGAAGAAAAAAUCGAAACAUAUGGACCCAUGCCGUUCGAACUGAGAAACACCGUAAGCAGUGCGGAGUUUAUCAUACUUUACUUCCAAAGCUGACAGAUGAACAAUUCAAACAUUACCUAAGAACUACGAGGACAGAAUUUGAAGAAAUCCAUGAUUACAUUAAAGAUGAUUUGAAAAAGCAAGAUACCCGGUUUCGUUUAGCGAUUUCUAGUAAACAUCGAUUAGCUAUAUGUUUGAGAUUUCUUGCUUCUGGAGAAACAUUUCGCAGUUUGAGCUUUCAUUUUCGUUUGGGAGAGAGCACAGUUUCCAUCAUUGUGAAGGAAGUUUGCGACGCUAUAUGGCACCGCAUGGCAAAUGAAUAUUUACCAAUUCUCAGUGUGAAAGAUUGGGAAGACAAGGCAGCUGAAUUUAAAAUGCGCUGGCGGUUUCCAAACUGUCUCUCAUCGAUCGAUGGAAAGCACAUUACAAUAAAAAAACCAACUCGAUCAGGCAGUGAAUAUUACAAUUAUAAGAAGUCGUUCUCAAUUGUGUUACUCGCUGGCGUUGAUGCGAAUUAUAAAUUUACCUUCAUUGACGUCGGAGUUAAAGGAAGAUUCAGUGAUGGUUAUACAUUUGCUCAAAGUAACUUUGGUAAACGGUUAAUUUCCAAUCAACUGAACAUUCCAAGUCCUACGAAGAUAGAACCAGGUGGUGAUGAAAUGCCAUUUGUUUUUGUUGCCGAUGCAGCUUUUCCUCUUUCAGAAAAUUUGAUGCGACCAUACCCCGGAACCAGUACAAAAAGUGACAUUCCAAACAGAAUAUUCAACUAUCGUUUAAGUCACGCGAGGCAAACCGUAGAAUGCGCUUUCGGUAUUUUAUCUGCGAGAUUUCGGAUUUAUCAAAGGCCACUGGAGUUUGAGCCAAGAAGUGUGGAAGCAUUUGUAAAAAGCACUUGUGUUUUGCAUAACUAUUUGAGAACUAAAAGCAUAUCUUUUGAGCAUGAGUUGGAAGAAAUUCCUAAUGUAGAUUUUGAAGAUCCUCACAACCAGUUAAUUGAUGUGCCUUCAACAAAAGCACGAUCGGCGCGAAAAGCAUAUCUUAUUCGUGAAAAGUUGAAAAAUUAUUUUAUAAAUGUUGAUCCUAUACCUUACCAGGAGCAAGCUGUUCGUAAUGGCAAAUAUUAGGUUUCGAGGUAUAAUUGAUUUCCUUUAGGGAUUUAUGCUGUAGAGUUUUGAGUACUUAUCCCCCUUGAGUAAUUUAUUCUAUCCCUGUAAGUUUAUAAGUAACUUAUUCUCACAUUGUUAGUUUAGUAAUUCAUUUUAUCUCUUUAAGUAAUGUAUUCUCACCCUAUAACAGUGUAACUACAUGUUGGCAAUAAAUAAAUGUAUUUUUUUUAAAAUAAAUGAAA
Molecule: messenger RNA, 1691 nt
Organism: Planococcus citri (citrus mealybug)
Lineage: Eukaryota; Metazoa; Arthropoda; Insecta; Hemiptera; Pseudococcidae
Exons: 2
Coding region: 190-1467 (425 amino acids)
Source: RefSeq, a predicted model, not a curated record